AUGCAACUACUUUCCACACUAUUCCGUUCUUUGACUUUAAGCGCUCUGGGAGCGACCCUUUACUUGUAUUAUUAUACCGCCUUCUGCAGAUGGAAGUGGGAAGAUUCGGAAGCACGGAUUCUUUUCUUAGCCGAUCCGCAAAUUGAAGGAGAUGCGAAAAUAGAAAGACAAGGAAAAAGGGGUACACCAUUUCUUUCCGAUUCUCCAUGUGAAAUUGACUUAAUUGGCAAUGACAUCUACUUCCGACAUGUCUACACAUCAUUCGUAUCUCCUUAUUCUCUAUUUACGCGAAAACCUACACAUACCAUAGUACUUGGUGAUUUGUUCUCAAGUCAAUGGAUCGAUGAUCGAGAAUUUGAGAAGCGAGUGAAGAGAUACAAGUGGAUAUUUGGUGAUCCUAGAGGAGAGUAUGACCAUGAAUUUAUAAAUUUAACCGGGAAUCAUGACAUCGGCUAUAGUGGAGAUAUAUCUCAGCACAGGGUGGAUAGAUGGGAAAAGGAAUUUGGUAAGAUGAAUUUCAAUAGUUGGAUACCAUCUAUAGAAUCAACGGACAACCUGGAGAGCGUUAAAGUUCACAGGUUGGCCGUCGUAAAUUCUAUGAAUGUGGAUGGACCAGCUCAGAACGAGCAAUUACGUUCCGAAACAUGGUCCUUCCUUGACGCUUUGGCUGAAGAACGCGAACGAGAGGAUCACCAGAUACCGUUGAUUUUGUCGACGCACAUCCCGUUAUAUAAAAGAGAAGGGCUUUGCGUCGAUGGUCCAAUGACUCUUUUGGACGAGCACGAUUUCAUCAAAGAACAAAAUCAUCUGUCACAAAACGCAUCCCGAUUCAUUCUUACCAAACUCAAACCCAAAUUCAUAUUUGCGGGACAUGACCAUGAAGGAUGCGAUGUAACCUACGUCAUACGCACGAACGAAGGCAGAGAAGAUUCGGUGGAAGCUUAUAAAACAUCUGAUUUUGAGAUGAGAAAAAAAGAAAUUUUGGGUGUUAAUACAAGUCCCUUCUUUGAUGACGAAGGGAUUGAUUGGUUUGGGGGCGUGGAUGAAAAGACAUGGGUGGUCAGGGAGGUUACGGUGAGGUCAGUUAUGGGAGAAUUUGGAGGGAACGCAGGACUAUUCGAAAUUCAUAGAAGGAUUGGAAGUGAUGGAAAUGAAGGUAUUUUAUUUCGCAUUCUUUCAGCAAUUCACAUUGAAUAUUUCAAAUCUCUAAAAAGAAUCUUCAUAUCAUCAGGAUUCGAAUACAAUUAUUCCUCAUGUCCAUUCGUUGUAAAUCACAUACCUUGGAUAGUAGCUGUGAUAGACAUUGUAAUAAUAUUGGGUUGGGUUAUCAUGUGGGUGGGUUUUGGGAAAAUUGUCCGCAAAUUCAAAGCUUUUGUCCAUCACAAUUACCAUCAAUUACAACAAAAACAGCAAUCCCUGACAACCACGCAGACAAAAAAAAUGAUGAGACGAAAUAGCUUUAAAUUUAGCACCAAGAAUGUUUGCAUAAUGUAA
This is a messenger RNA of Acaulospora morrowiae, 1494 nucleotides long. The record is from the annotation of a GenBank genome assembly. NCBI's taxonomy places the organism in Eukaryota, Fungi, Glomeromycota, Glomeromycetes, Diversisporales, Acaulosporaceae.